AUGCAGCAAGUGUUAAUUCUAUUUGGUUUUACUUUACAGAUGCAACGUUUUCAACAACUUUCCUUUCCAGCCAAAAAAAGCAAAAGAAUAAGGAGCGCUUUCACUACUGAGCAAAUAAAUUAUUUAGAAAAUGAAUUCAAGAAAUCCCAUUACAUAAGUGCUGUACAACGUAAAGAAAUAGCAAAUAUAGUAAAUGUACCAGAGAAGGUAAUAAAGAUUUGGUUCCAAAACAGAAGAAUGAAGGAAAAGAAAGAGUUAUGUCUCAUUGACAACUAUGAAGAAGAUGAAAGUUCACAGAACAUACCAUUUGUUCAAGAUCCAUCGAGCUACGCCAGUACAUCAACACAGGACGCGUCCGUUUCAUUGCCAUUAAUGAGUAAUACUGUGGAAACUAUUCCACAACCUGGUACUAGUAAACAAAUUGAUGAUCUCAACAAAUCGUAUGAUAAAGAUAACGAAGAACAAUUUUUGAUUACAAAUGAAGGCUCUACUCUAUUCCCCUAUUAUAUUGAUUUAUCUAAAAAAAACGAACAUAUCAAACAAAACUAUCCAGAAAAAGCAAACAUGAAAGCAACUGGAAAUAUAACAAAAUCAAUCAACCAUAAUCGAGAAAAUCCGCUAGAUUUAUCACUGAAAAAUAGUGUUGUAGAGAACCAAGGCGAUAUCACAGCAACAGCCGACAGCCCACGUAUAUUUCUAAUUGAUUCUCAGUCGUAUAUGCCUCCGAAAAAUGUAAUUGACAAACCUGUUAUUCCAAGCUUGGGACAAGAUAUACCUGCGAGUACUUCAAAAACAUGCAAUGAAAAGGGAGACAGUGAAAAAAAACGCUGUUGUAAAUGUAAAAAGAAUGGUAUUUCUUGGCCUGUAUUAUUUCAUACCAAUUCAACGAAUUCUCAGUUCAUACUAGCUGCUAUAGAAAUACCAAAUCCUAAUCCGCCAAAAUGA
Molecule: messenger RNA, 945 nt
Organism: Bombyx mandarina (wild silkworm)
Lineage: Eukaryota; Metazoa; Arthropoda; Insecta; Lepidoptera; Bombycidae
Product: homeobox protein SMOX-3-like
Source: RefSeq, a predicted model, not a curated record